UUCUCAGUGGUAGAAAAGACACUGGCUGACACACCAUUACAGUUCACGUGGCAAAAAACUUCAGGAAACUACCUUGCAGUAACAGGCGCAGAGCAUAGUGUGAAAAUCUUUAAUCGCCAUGGGCAGAAAAGAAGUGAAAUUAACUUACCGGGAAAUUGUGUUGCUAUGGAUUGGGAUAAAGAUGGAGAUAUCCUCGCAGUGAUUGCUGAGAAAUCUAGUUUCAUUUAUCUAUGGGAUGCCAACACAAAUAAAACCAGCCAGCUAGACAGUGGUAUGAGGGAUCAAAUGUCUUUCCUUCUUUGGUCAAAAGUUGGAAGUUUCCUGGCUGUUGGCACUGUUAAAGGGAAUUUGCUUAUUUAUAAUCGUCAGACAUCUCGGAAGAUUCCGGUGCUUGGAAAGCAUACUAAGAAAAUCACAUGUGGGUGUUGGAAUGCAGAAAAUCUGCUUGCCUUAGGUGGUGAAGAUAAAAUGAUUACAGUUAGCAAUCAGGAAGGUGAUACAAUAAGACAGACAUCAGUGAGAUAUGAACCCAGCGACAUGCAGUUUUGCGUGAUAAGGACUGAUGACCGAAGCAUGUCUACUGAAAGUAUGAUAAGUGCGGUGCUUGGCAAGAAAACUUUGUUUCUUUUUAACCUGAAUGACCCAGAUAGCCCACAUGAUUUAGAAUUUCAGCAGCGCUAUGGCAGCAUCGUCUGCUAUUGUUGGUACGGUGAUGGCUAUAUCAUGAUUGGUUUCUCACGUGGAGCUUUGUUGGUUAUUUCCGUGCAUGCUCGAGAGGUUGGCCAAGAAGUAUUUCAGGCUAAUGAUCACAAAGAUAACCUCACCAGUAUUGCUGUGUCCCAGACCCUGAACAAAGCUGCGACUUGUGGAGAUAACUGCAUUAAAAUCCAUGACCUGACAGAAUUAAAAGAUAUGCAUGCUAUAAUCAGCCUGGAUGAUGAAAACAAAGGGCUGGGCACUUUAUCCUGGACGGAUGAUGGUCAGUUGCUCGCAUUAUCCACCCAAACGGGCUCGCUCCAUGUGUUCCUGACCAAACUUCCCAUCCUGGGGGACGCCUGCAGCACCAGGAUUGCCUAUCUCACCUCCCUCUUGGAAGUAACUGUAGCCAACCAUGUUGAAAGAGAGCUCCCAAUCACAGUCUCUGUUGACGUGGAACCCAAUUUUGUAGCGGUCGGUCUUUACCAUCUGGCUGUGGGGAUGAAUAAUCGGGCUUGGUUUUACGUCCUUGGAGAGAAUGCUGUGAAAAAAUUGAAAGAUAUGGAAUACUUGGGAACAGUCGCCAGCAUUUGCCUCCAUUCUGACUAUGCUGCUGCACUUUUUGAGGGUAAAGUCCAGUUACAUUUGAUAGAAAGUGAAAUCUUAGAUACUCAAGAAGAGCGUGAGACGCGACUUUUCCCAGCGGUGGAUGAUAAGUGUCGGAUUUUGUGUCUUGCCUUAACUAAUGAUUUCCUCAUCUACGGUACAGAUACUGGUGUCAUUCAGUAUUUCUACAUUGAAGAUUGGCAAUUUGUUAAUGACUAUAGACAUCCUGUCAGUGUGAAAAAGAUUUUUCCUGAUCCACAUGGGACCACAUUGGUUUUCAUUGAUGAGAAAUGCGAUGGCUUUGUCUAUUGUCCAGUUAAUGAUGCCACCUACGAAAUCCCAGAUUUUUCACCGACGAUUAAAGGUGUUCUUUGGGAAAACUGGCCAAUGGAUAAAGGUGUAUUUGCUGCUUAUGACGACGAUAAGGUGUACACGUAUGUCUUUCACAAGGAUACCAUCCAAGGAUCCAAGGUGAUUUUGGCAGGAGGCACCAAAGUUCCCUUCUCCCACAAGCCUUUGCUGCUCUAUAACGGAGAGUUGACCUGCCAGACACAGAGUGGAAAAAUCAACAACAUCUACCUGAGCACUCACAGCUUCCUCAACAGUUUAAAAGAUGGGGAGCCCAGUCAGCUGAAGCAAAUGCUGACGCAGACUUUGAUGUUGAAAAGGUUUUCCAAUGCGUGGGAAAUAUGCGAGAUUCUGAAUGACCAUGAUGCCUGGAAUGAGUUGGCCAGAGUUUGUCUGCAUCACAUGGAAGUGGAGUUUGCAAUCCGAGUGUACCGGACCAUUGGCAAUGUUGGCAUAGUGAUGUCCUUAGACCAAAUGAAGGGAAUAGAGGACCACAACCUUUUGGCAGGACAUCUUGCCAUGUUUACUAAUGAUUUCAACCUGGCUCAGGACCUGUACCUGGCGUCCAGCUGCCCUGUUGCUGCCCUGGAGAUGAGAAGGGAUUUACAACACUGGGACAGUGCUUUACAGUUAGCGAAGCGUUUGGCCCCUGACCAGAUACCACUUAUAUCAAAGGAAUAUGCCAUUCAGCUUGAAUUCACGGGUGAUUAUGUAAAUGCAUUGGCUCAUUAUGAGAAAGGAAUAACAGGUGAUAAUAAGGAACAUGAUGAAGUGUGUCUGGCCGGAGUGGCCCAGAUGUCCAUUAGAAUGGGGGACAUACGCCGAGGGGUGGCCCAGGCCCUCAAACAUCCCAGCAGGGUUCUUAAGAGAGACUGUGGAGCCAUUCUGGAGAAUAUGAAGCAAUUUUCAGAAGCAGCUCAACUGUAUGAAAAAGGCCUGUACUAUGACAAAGCAGCAUCUGUCUACAUCCGCUGUAAAAACUGGGUCAAAGUUGGUGAGCUUCUGCCUCACGUCUCUUCUCCUAAGAUUCACUUGCAGUAUGCCAAAGCUAAAGAAGCAGAUGGAAGAUACAAAGAAGCUGUUGUGGCGUAUGAGAACGCCAAACAGUGGAACAGCGUGAUCCGCAUCUAUCUGGACCACCUCAACAAUCCUGAGAAGGCCGUCAGCAUUGUCCGCGAGACCCACUCUCUGGACGGAGCCAAGAUGGUGGCCAGGUUUUUCCUCCAGUUAGGUGACUAUGGAUCUGCCAUCCAGUUUCUUGUCAUGUCCAAAUGCAAUAAUGAAGCGUUCACAUUGGCUCAGCAGCACAACAAAAUGGAAAUCUAUGCGGACAUAAUUGGCUCUGAAGACACUACUAAUGAGGAUUAUCAGAGCAUCGCCUUAUACUUUGAAGGAGAAAAAAGACAUUUUCAAGCUGGAAAAUUCUUCUUGCUCUGCGGCCAGUAUUCCCGAGCACUUAAACACUUCCUGAAAUGCCCAAACUCAGAAGAAAAUGUAGCAAUAGAAAUGGCAAUCGAAACUGUCAGUCAGGCCAAGGAUGAGCUGCUGACCAGUCAGCUGAUCGACCACCUGAUGGGGGAGAGCGAUGGCAUGCCAAAGGACGCCAAGUAUCUGUUCCGUUUGUACAUGGCGAUGAAGCAGUACCGAGAGGCCGCCCAGACUGCCAUUAUCAUUGCCAGAGAGGAGCAGACUUCAGGAAACUAUCGGAACGCCCAUGACGUUCUCUUUAGCAUGUAUGCAGAGCUGAAGUCCCAGAAAAUCAAGAUCCCCUCCGAGAUGGCCACGAACCUCAUGAUUCUGCACAGUUACGUGCUGGUGAAGAUUCAUGUUAAAAAUGGCGAUCAUGUGAAAGGAGCGCGGAUGCUCAUUCGCGUGGCCAACAACAUUAGCAAAUUCCCCUCGCACAUCGUGCCAAUCCUGACAUCAACUGUGAUCGAGUGUCACAGAGCGGGCCUGAAGAACUCGGCUUUCAGCUUCGCGGCUAUGCUGAUGCGGCCCGAGUACCGCAACAAAAUAGAUGCCAAGUACAAAAAGAAGAUCGAGGCAAUGGUCAGGAGACCUGACACAUCCGAGACGGAAGAGGCCACGACUCCAUGCCCAUACUGUGAAUUUCUCCUCCCAGAGUGUGAACUCAUCUGCCCAGGAUGUAAAAAUAACAUCCCGUAUUGCAUUGCAACAGGUCGACAUAUGGUGAGAGAUGACUGGACAGUGUGUCCGCAUUGUGACUUCCCUGCUCUGUACUCAGAAUUGAAGCUCUUGUUGAAUGCUGAAAACACAUGUCCCAUGUGUUCAGAAAGAUUAAACUUUAGUCAACUGAAAAAAAUUUCAGAUGCAACCCAGUAUCUGCGAACAGAGGUGGAGUAG
Elephantulus edwardii (Cape elephant shrew) is the source of this 4014-nucleotide messenger RNA. RefSeq names its product WD repeat domain 19 (gene WDR19). Gene Ontology annotation, biological process: intraciliary retrograde transport; cilium assembly. Gene Ontology annotation, molecular function: protein binding. The transcript has 35 exons. Gene Ontology annotation, cellular component: intraciliary transport particle A; cilium. The record is from RefSeq and is a predicted model, not a curated record. Lineage: Eukaryota; Metazoa; Chordata; Mammalia; Macroscelidea; Macroscelididae. Bases 166 to 4014 code for a protein of 1282 amino acids.